AGGAAAUAACGUAAACAAACCGGAAUUGACCAGAGAGGGCGGGACGAUUUUGAAUUCGUAUUUGAUUGUUGACGAAGCCCCUAUCAAACGUGACCCAAAGGUAGGAACUGAUGAAGUAUUUUUUAUGGAAGAUGCUGUAUUUUUAGGUUUUAUAUAUGAUGAAGAAGCUAGAAUCAAGCAAAUUUACCGUGCUUGACUAUUGUCCUGCUUCAUUUUUGCCGCUGACCCGUUUACUUUAUAUGGAGAAACGUAACGAUCUCCAUUCAAGAUAUGAUUGAAUUAUGUCUCUGUUAUAAUGUAUACGAUUAUAAAAUACUUAGUUAAAUAUUUACUUAAAUAGUCGUUUGAUUAAUGUAGAGAUGAGCCGGUGUAUCGUUGAAAAAGUGUCCCUGUUGACUGGAGACUGUCAGCCGCAUGCGAUGUGGAUGGAUGUCGUAUAUGCAUCAGCUGUUAAUACAGGGAAAUAAUCCUCACGGAUGCUUCAUGGUUUCUUAUUCAAAUAUGUCAAAACAGACUUCACAAACAUGCCCGAAAAACUAGAGGCAGAGCUUUCAUUAGUAACUACGACAACCAAGGAUCCGUUUUGCUGGAGGUCACCAUUUAACACGGUCACUGCUUCAUCCAAAACACCGGGUAGUCUUUAUGCACUUAACAGUGUAAUCAGGGUAAUCUGUUUCUAUGCAGGUGUCUGGGUUACUCCUGGCAUUAAAUAUAGUAGCUACAUUUGCAAUGUCUUCAAAAAUACCAAGAGGUGAGCAAACUGAUUAUUUUAUCCACUUUUUUGGAGCUUCAAUUUGUUGCUGUAGGCUGAUGCCAAAUUAUAAUUCCUGACUGUUUUGUAGGGGUGCAGCUGCCUGCAGAGACGAAGAAAACAGGCCACAAAGUUGAAACCAAAGAUGCAGAAGUAGUAAAUGCUACUCAAAAAUCCGAUGGUAUCCUUAAACCUCAGAAAGAAAACUUGCAAAGGUAAUAAAAUGCUCUUUAUUAUUAUUGAGAGAAAAAAAGGCUCCUGUGACAAAUUAGAGGGGUUUAAUAAGCUUAUGAGGAGAUGUGCUUCAUUUAGAAAGAAACUUUUGUCUUUUUUCUGCAGCCUUUAAUGUUAUAUGACAAGCUCGUCACACCUGCCAACUCCUGUAUUUUAUUCAGGAAUACAAUUCAAUUUUUCUCUCACCUUUCAGGAAAAAUAAUGUCCCAAAAACUCACAAAGGGUAAGUCACGUGUUAUUUUAAUGGUAAUCAAGUGUAUUUAUACAGUGCUUGUCAAAAGCAGCUGUACAUAGUGUUUACAUACACAUCACAAUCCCAAAAUAAAGCACACAUCUAUGUAAGAAUAAAACAGAAACAACCAAAAACAACAGUUCUAUAUAUCAUCUUCAAUAAAAAUUUAAAACUAAUAAAAGCCUAUUCGCAUGUAUUAAAAAGUGAUCACCAUUAUGUUUUGCAGACAGCCUUUUUUUGUCCUUUUAAAGUUCAUUUUGCACCGUUCCAGGAUCUCCACCAGGUAUGGGCAACAAGCAGAGCUCAAGGAGCAAAACCAGUAUCUGAUUGCUACCAAUGAGGAGCUGCAGAAAACCCUUGCAGAGACACAGGUACAGCAGACAGGAUGGUAACAAAGCAAAAUUUCCAAGUCAUCAGAACCAGUGCUACUUUACUUAAAUCUGUGUUCAAUUACAGCAUAGGGUCGCUGAAUUACAGCUACAAUUUAGUGGUCUUGAAAAGGAAAAUGCAGAGGUGCAGAAAAACCUGAAGGACUGUCAUGUGCUCCUGGUCGCUGCAAAAAUAGAUCCGAGUGAGUCUACAUCUGACAUUCUCAAAAUGUUUCUUUUUAUGUUGCUGCCUGAUGAAAAAUCAAAAUCUUUGUUAUAGUUUUGGGAGAGCUGGUUGGAGAAACUGCAGGACAAAAUGAAGAUCAAAGAAAAGAAGUCAAGGUACCUAAAUUUACUUGACACUGUAUUUAAAGGAAGAUAUAUCAUGUGUGCGAUUCAAACUUUAAAUCAGAGAGCAAUUGAAUUAAAGUGUCAAAAAAUUACUAACAUGCACUUUGAAAGUUAUAAAAAUAAAAGUCCAACAUAAACUUGUAUCUUAUUUUGAAAACAAGAUACUGUAUCUAUGCAGUAAACACAAGUUUAACUGUUUCUCAGAGUGUCUCUGCUGAUCUGCUGCAUGAAUUAAAAGCUUUUGGAGACAUUGCAUCCCAGCAGCGAGCACGGCUAGAGGUGAGUCCAACUAGUUGAUACUUUUUUUCCUUAUUUUUGUAACUUUUUAUUCAUUGCAGUGGCUACAAGCAGUUGUUGCGGAAUAUAUAACAUGUUUUCUAUUUCAAACACUUUCAGGAAAUCCAAACAACAGUGACAGAGCUCACUAAAGCACAGGAACACAUGAUGGAGGAGAGGGGGACUUUUUCCCUGGAGGCUGCUGAGAUGGAGAAAGCUCUCAUGGAAACUGAAGCUUUGUUAUUGUGAAUGUAUGUAGUUUCUCAAUUAACAAUGAUUUUAAUAAUUGUUUAUAUGAUUUCACUGUGUGUUUAAAUAUCAGUGUGACUGAAAUAGAAUAAAAGUUUUUUAUUUCUUCA
Messenger RNA from Xyrichtys novacula (pearly razorfish), 2571 nucleotides. NCBI's taxonomy places the organism in Eukaryota, Metazoa, Chordata, Actinopteri, Labriformes, Labridae. The record is from the annotation of a GenBank genome assembly.